This is a messenger RNA of Carassius auratus (goldfish), 3879 nucleotides long. RefSeq names its product sp2 transcription factor (gene sp2). Gene Ontology annotation, biological process: regulation of transcription by RNA polymerase II. NCBI's taxonomy places the organism in Eukaryota, Metazoa, Chordata, Actinopteri, Cypriniformes, Cyprinidae. The record is from RefSeq and is a predicted model, not a curated record. Gene Ontology annotation, molecular function: RNA polymerase II cis-regulatory region sequence-specific DNA binding; DNA-binding transcription factor activity, RNA polymerase II-specific. Bases 333 to 2135 code for a protein of 600 amino acids. The transcript has 8 exons.
UUAUAUUAUUAUGUUACUUUCUUAAACAUUUUCUCGAGCGAAUUAACCGAUAUAUAUUUCAUAUCCUAGCUAGCACGCACGGGUUUUAAAAAUUACGCGUAGCACGGCUGUUCUACCAAAUGCACACUUCCGGAAUCGCGGUUCUUUUCCGCAGCGAAGAGUUUAUCUGGCUAGUUAGCACUUUAGCAUAGCUAAGCCAGCAGUUUCCUCCUCCAUCAGCGCACUCGACUGUGUCUGCCUGCGGACAGAACAACCCUUUAGCCACGCUCGUAGAAAGACAUGUAAACAUGUAGGCGGCUGAUUAAAACAUCAUAUAAAAUCAAAAGGACAGUAUGGCCACCACUGUCGCAGUCAGCCCCAGUGAAUAUCUUCAGCCCUCCACCAACACUUCUCAAGAUUCCCAGCCCUCCCCGCUGGCACUUCUGGCAGCUACCUGCAGUAAGAUCGGGCCUCCGGCUGCCCAGGCCCCAGUCAGCACUCCACCGUCUCAGCCAACCACACGCCGUCUGCACCCCAUCAAGCCCGCCCCUAUUGCCCCAGCUCCACCCAAAAACUUUGGGUUCCUCUCAGCCAAAGGAAAUGUUAUCCAGCUGCCCGCGGGACUCGGUUCGUCAGGGGCCAGCCCUAUUGUCUUCACUAUUCAGAGCCCUUCACGUCCAGCAGGCACAUCCACUGCCAACAUCCAGUACCAAGUGAUUCCUCAAUUCCAGGGGUCUCAGACCAUUCAAAUGAUGCCUCAGGGAGGACAGAUCCAGAUCAUCCCUGGAACCAACCAAGCCAUCAUCACCUCACCUGUCACAGUUCAGACUGCCCCGCCCCCUCUGGCCCCGGCACCGACCCCCCAGCAGAAGAGAGUGAUGAUCAAGCCAUCCUCUCAAAAGCGGCGGCAGAAUAAUGCCAGUGUAAAUACUAACGUUGUACGGCUCCCUAGUGGACUUACGCUCCCACUAAAUGUUAUUACUAGUGAGGUGGGAGGAGCACAGGUUUUAACAGAGACUGCUGCUGCUCCGGUGAAGAGCAAGAGGGGGAGGAAGAGACAGGUGGCUAUAGCCCCGCCCACCCCGGCCCUUCAGCCGGCCUCACCGCCACAUGUAGCUGAACAGGUUGAAACCUUACUAAUAGAGACCACAGCUGACAACAUUAUUCAGGCAGGAAAUAAUCUCCUGAUAGUGCAGAGUCCAGGAGGGAAUCAGCCUGCCGUGUUGCAGCAGGUGCAGUUGGUUCAGCAGAAACCAGAUCAGCAGGUCGUUCAGAUCCCCCCGCAGGCUCUAAAAGUGGUACAGGCUGCCUCUGCCACACUCCCUCCUGUACCACAGAGACAGACAGUCACACCCAGUGUGCAGGUGUCCCCCUCAGAGCCCACACAGUUGCUGUUUAAAACGGCCUCAGGUGAAUGGCAAGCUGUACAGAUACAGGAGACAACUGUUACCACACCAACAACACCCACCAGCACCCCCACACCUGCGGUGGUCACUAAAAAGGCUCAAUCAGGGACACGGAAAGAAAGGACUCUCCCUAAAAUUGCCCCAGCUGGAGGGGGUCUCAUAACACUGAAUGCAGCCCAGCUAGCUUCUGCUGCUCAAGCAGUUCAGACCAUCAGUAUUAAUGGUGUCCAGGUGCAGGGUGUUCCUGUAACAAUCACCAACGCUGGGGGCCAGCAGCAUCUCACAGUGCAGACGGUUCCAGGUACAGGUCUGCAGCUGGGCGGUGUGCAGACACAGACACAGACCAUGCAGGUGGAACAGACACAGACCCUCGCGCUGGAGCUGCAGAGUCAGCCAGGAGAGAAAAAACGCCGUAUGGCCUGCACCUGUCCCAACUGCAAAGACGCAGAGAAGAGGCCGGGAGAGGUGGGGAAAAGAAAACACAUCUGUCACAUAGCAGGCUGUGAAAAGACCUUUCGAAAGACUUCGCUGCUGCGGGCACAUGUCCGACUGCACACGGGAGAGAGACCCUUCGUGUGCAGCUGGGUCUUCUGCGGGAAACGGUUCACACGCAGUGACGAACUGCAACGACAUGCCAGGACACACACAGGAGACAAGCGUUUUGAGUGCAGUAAGUGUCAGAAACGUUUCAUGCGCAGUGACCACCUCACGAAGCAUUACAAAACACACAUCAACACAAAGAGCCUGUGAACAUCGUUUAUCACGGGGUUUCAAGACCUUUGAGAGGAGAUGAGAACGAAAACGCUGUUCCCGGGGCUUGAAGGAUGGGAGGAAACAGAGGUCAACCUGCCUUCAAAUGUACAAUGUGGGACGGGAAUGUCACCUGUUUUGACCAGCCGUUUCAGGGUAAACUGGCCACAUUUUUACUCACCCUCAUCAACUGAGGAAGGCUGGCUGGCCGUAAAAUGUGGCCCUCAACUGAGAUUCAUGAAGGACAUGGAUGCCAGUUGUGUCUUGACUUGAUACCUCUGGUAUACGGAGUGGAAAAGAUGUCUGUCUCAGCAGAAACAGACGCUUCAGCCAAAAAAAGAAGUUAAUUUCCCUCAUUAUUUACAUUUUUGUUUAUGUACAUGUUUUUGGUUGUUUUAGCUAAACCAAGCCCCUUACAUGAAGUGUAGCAGCUAAUGGACAGUGUUUCCUGGCUUUUUUUUUUGCCUAAAUGUUUGUUUUCUUACAUACAAACAUACAUUUGUACAUAUUAUGGCAAAAUUGAAUACAAAAGUGACGCUUUGGACAAACUCUUUGACCCAGUUAAAUUAUUUUCAGUUGUUAAAUGAUUUUUUGGAAUUGUAAACUUAAGCUUGAAAUUGUGUAUGACUUUGGUUGAUUGUUUUUAAUAUUAGUAGAGGUUUUGGAAAAUGAUAUUUUGGCUUUUACGUACAUGUCCAUAUUAGACAAUCAUGUCUUGUAUAGAGGCAAGAAACGAGAGAGUAAAUAUGUUGGGACUUGCUACCUGUUGAAAGGUUGAUCGUCACAUAAAAUAAGGAAUUAAUUUAUAAAAAUAAAAAGCUUAAAUUGCAUUGAAUGUAUGCAGGUUGUGUCUUUAUUUAAAGACUGCAAAUGUGUCCAUUCAAAAAUGUCGAUUAAAAACUCAUGUUUAUGUUCUCAUGUAAAGCAGGAAAAAAAUAUCUCACAAAAUAGGAGACAAUGUGAUGAAAAUGUGAUUGUGGUUCCAUUAUACCAUCAGAAAUGUUUGAUUUCAUUUACGGUACGUGUAAAGCGGCUACAUGCUGAUGGGUUUAAUGGUUAGUUCAAUUCUGUCAUUCCAUUUAAGUUGAUCUAAGCUUUUGUCCAAGCUCUCUAAAAGAGGCCUUAAGAAGAAAAGAAAUCUGUGCUUAUGUAUGUUUGUAUAGUGUCUGAGUUUAUACUGUUGUAUUUGGGUGUAAAAUGUAGGAUAAUUGUUACACAAAUGUGUAUUGGCUAUUGUUGCCAAACAUGAAAUCUGUGGACUGUGUACAGUGUAAAUGAGAAGGGAAAAAAACAGCAUUGUAUAGUUUCAUUCCUGUAAUAUGUAAUGAUAAUAGAUUACCCUUUUUAUUGACUAAAAGUUGCCUUAGUCUGCUGAACUCCAUAUUUAAAGAGUCUUUUUCCAGGUAAAUACAUUUGUAGACCUGCUUUAUUUUUCCUUUUAUUGUUAUUUUUUAACUUAUAAAUUGUAAAGAAAUGUCAAUUUAUGUGCACUGACCAAAUUCAGGGUUUUCGCUGAGUGGAUCAUUUAAUUUUCUGGUUCAUGUACCUACAUCUGAUUUUACAAAAUAAAAGUUCUUUAGCUCGCCUUGAUAAAAACCCCACAUUUAAAGAGCCCUGACUUUGAAAAUCGGUACGUAACCCUGUGUUUGUAUAACUUGUAUUGCAGAGCUUAGACCAGAGAACUUGCUAUCUUUUUCUACAGUCAGACCACCGCUCACUCACCUAAUAAAGCAUUACAGACUGA